Messenger RNA from Portunus trituberculatus (swimming crab), 2005 nucleotides. RefSeq names its product small integral membrane protein 12-A-like. The record is from RefSeq and is a predicted model, not a curated record. Bases 61 to 477 code for a protein of 138 amino acids. The transcript is spliced from 3 exons. Lineage: Eukaryota; Metazoa; Arthropoda; Malacostraca; Decapoda; Portunidae.
GAAAUGUUGUUGUCUUGUUUCCCUCAGUCAGAAUGUUGAUUGGUGUUGCUUGUCGUUGUGAUGAAGGGAAGAAUAGUGGAAAUGAUGUUAUUGCCACCACCACACCACCACCACCACUACUACUACUACAGCUUCAUCACCACCACUGGACCGAAAGUCACCACCACCACCACCACUGCAGCCUUUACAAUGUGGCCGCUGAUGGUGGCUUUGAGAACUUACGCACCCUACAUCACCCUGCCCUUUGCUGCGGUGGUUGGCUUUGUAGGAUACAACGUGGAAAAAUACUUCCGCACACCACCUGCAAGCCGACCGUCAGUGGAGGACCAGCGGACAGACCGACUACUGAAGGAGUUAGUGGAAGGCGAGAAGGUGGAGCAAGCAACACUGAAGGAGAAAGCAUUUGUUCCCAAGACGAUAUUUGAAAAGAACGUCUCUCCGGGUUUGCUGGAAGACGAUGGGAAGGGAGCAAGGUGAUGGGGUGAAAGAAUAGUGUGAUGGGUGAAGGAAUAAGAUGAUGGGAAGGGAACAAGGUGAUGAUAGGAAAGUAACAAGGUAAUAUGAAGGUAACCAGAUGAUGGGAAGGAUGUAGAGUGAUGGGAAGGGUGUAGAAUGAUGGGUAAGGGAAGAGGGGAGAGACAGGUGGCUGUGGAUGUAUACAGGGUGAUGUAGAGUGAUGUUUGACUGUAAACAUGUAUAAUUCACACUUAUUAGAAAGAAAAAGAAGGUGAACAACUGAUAUUUAAAUGAUUAUAGACAAAUUAAGAGUGACGUUUGUGAUGUAGUGAUGUUUAACUAUAUAAACUUGUAAUUCACACUUAUUAGAAAGGACGGGAAGGCGAACAACUAAUAUUUAAAUGAUAAUAGAGAAAUUAAGAGUGAUGUUUGUUAUGUAGAGUGAUGUUUGAUUGUAAAAAUUAGAAGUUAUAUUUAAAUGAUUACAAAAGAAAUAGGAAAGGACAAGAAGGAGAAAAGUAAUAUUUAAAUGAUCAUAAAAGAAAUAAGAGUGACGUUUGUAAUGUAGAGUGAUGUUAGACUGUAAGAACUUGUCAUUCACACUUAAUGGGAAGAAAGACAGGAAGGAAAACAGGUGAAGAGUGAUCAGAUCUUGAGGAAAGCCGUGAGCUGUCCUUGUGGUAAAUAUGCUGAUCAACAGAAAUUUACUCGCAUCAAAUCAAUGACAUCACCAGUAAGCUACGAUAUGUCAUGAACCCUGGAGCCAUUUCAGAGUAGACACAUUAUGAUUUUAAGUGUAAAGGAAGGAAAAAUUAUUGAGAGCCUUGAUGGAAAGACAGAGAAAACAACUAUUAUUCAUAUCACCAAUAAGCUACAAUAUGUUAUGAACCCAGGAGCCAUUUCAGAGUAGACACAUUGUAAUUUUAAGUGUAAAGGAAGGAGAAAUGAUUGAAAGCCAUGAUAAAGACAGAAAACAAGCAUUAUUCACAAAAUCAAUUACAUCACUAAACUACAAUAUGUUAUGAACCCAGGAGCCACCUUAGAGUAGAAAGAUAAUAGUUAUUUUAAGUGUAAAGGAAGGAAAAAUGAUUGAGAGCCUUGAUGGAAAGACAGAAAACAAGUAUUAUUCACAAAAUCAGUUACAUCACUAAACUACAAUAUGUUAUGAACCCAGGAGCCACCUUAGAGUAGACACACUAUAAUUAUUUUGAGUGUAAAGGAAGGAAAAAUUAAAAGCCUUGAUAAGAAAGACAGAGAAAGAAAUAUAUCACAUUUUUCCUUCCUUUACAUCAAAAACAAGUGAUGGCAAGUCUUGAUGAAAAAAAGAGAGAGUUACUAUUUUUGAGUGUAAAGGUGUGGAUGAGGGUGAGUGUAAGACAAUGUGGUGACUAUAGUGGUGACUCAGUGUGGUGCUGUGGUCAUGUACAUAAAGUUGUGAUGUCCCUGUGUGCAAAUAUUCAAAGGAGAGAGUGAGAGUUUAUUGUAAGAAUUUGUACAAUGAGGAGGAGGAGGAGGAGGAAGUAGAUCAAUAAUAAUAUGAUUCUUUUAA